Messenger RNA from Anopheles bellator, 6354 nucleotides. RefSeq lists its product as uncharacterized. NCBI's taxonomy places the organism in Eukaryota, Metazoa, Arthropoda, Insecta, Diptera, Culicidae. Bases 1 to 4680 code for a protein of 1559 amino acids. The record is from RefSeq and is a predicted model, not a curated record. The transcript has 12 exons.
AUGGGCAAGUGUGCCUCGAAGCAGCCAGCUCCCGGACUGAACGAAUUUGGAAGCGCGCCGUACCUUGCGAUCUGCAGUGAAAAUGACGUCCUCUACAUCAAUGUGGGCCAGUCGGAGAGCAAGAAGUCAUCCAAGAAGGCGACGGCCGACGGUGGACCGCAGACGAAGGGCACGGCGAUGUCUUUCGGCUUCAAGAAGUACAAGGUCCACCGACAGGCGACCGGCGGUUCGGGUACGGCCGACGGUGACGGUGGCGUGGCAACCAGCACCGACGCGCCAGUUCCGGGAGCGGUGGCCAAUCAGAUCAAAAAGCUCAACGCCAACGGCAACGUGCUGCUGGCCAAUGCGACACUGGAAAGAGAGAAAGCGGAAAGGGACCUCGUCCAGGCGACCGUAAUCUCGAACCCUGGUGUCGAUGCCGGGUUCAGCGACAAAAACGGCAAUACUGGUUUGGCAGAUUCAGAAGAUCGGUCCAGUAGCACCGGCAGAUCGACACCACGGUUGCAGCCGGCCAAGAAGGACAGCCACGGAGCGCCGUACCGCAGCAAUCGGUUCGGGUUCCGCACCAACAACAUCGUCCGGCCCGCGUCGGUCGGUCUGCAGCCGCGGGUGGCCAACGAUCUCGACAAAAACUCCAACAACAACAACAACAACAAUGUGCACCCCAACAACAACAAUAACAAUAACAACGUGUACGUGGUCGCUGACAAGCGCCGCUCGAAGAGUGCCUCUUCGGCGGCAUCCGCACGCACAACCUUUGCACCGCUCACGGCGGCCACCGGAAGUGCAACACCGGCCAGUGGGCCCGGUGUUGGCCACCCGCUGGCGCUGCACCAGCACGCAUACGGUGGCGGUGCGUUGCAACGCCCGCAGCCGAAAUACCAGACGCCGAAUACAAAAAUAGCUCACAGCACGCCGCCUGCUACGGUGCCGGACACAGCGUCCAACGGUGCCGGAGACACUUAUCAACCGUCGGUGGCAAAGGCGCAUCAGUACGCGCCAGCGAGCGAGGCCGGACAGAGUUCCCCGGUUGCCGGAACGUUGCCGGGCAAACCACCGGUCGGUGCAGUGGCGAAACUAGGCCAGGAAGCGCUGGUAGCCAGCAAGUUUACGCUGCACUCGUCGAGCCUCCCGAAACCACAGUAUCCGGUGUCGAUCUCGCUGACGGGCAGUGUGCCGCCGGUGGGCGCUCCCAGCCCUCGCUACACUAUGGAUACGAAGGGUGCCAAGCACGCGGUAAACGUGAGCCGUAAGGAGUUUGCCACGGCGGCCGGUCCGGCACCGGUGGCCCUCGAGGACACGACGACGGCUACCACCAGCAGCAUCCGGAUGCCUCGGCAGCGGUACCGCAACCUAGCGAUGGUGAUGAGCGGCCGCCACAAGUUUGAGGUGCGCGAUCUCGAGGCGCUAACGACGGAACCGAUCGUACCGCUGCCCCUGCCGGAGCUACCGAGUGCGUUCGGGAACACGGCAAACCAGCGUACGGCCUCGCUGAGUGGCUUGAUCCGCUCGUCCGAGCUGACCGCCAGUGGGCUGGGUGGAGUCGCCGAUGGCACCCUGGACGACGACAUUGACAUUAACGAUAAUCGCUACGAGAGCAACGGCGCCGAGGCCGAACAGGACGACGAUGGGACGUUGACGGUGGCGAGAGACUUGGAGGCGGCCGCCCGCAAAGAGUGCUUCUCGGACGGGGAAAGCCUCGAGGAGGAGAAACUGCGGCGCGACAACAAUUCGUCGGAGAAGAGCCUCAAAGGAGCGCUGAUUAUGGACGACGCGAAACCAGUCGGUCCCGGACAUUCCCGUGUUUCGUGGUGUGACGCUGGUGUGGCGCUCGCUCUGGAGGACGGCGAGAAGAAGGAACAAAGUCGUGCCCCAGAAAAGGACAUACCUCCGCAACGGCAGCAAGAGGAAGAGGAAGACAUUAGCUCGGUAACCAUUACCGCUGGCCACUCGUCGUUCUCUUCCUUCUCGGCGCCCGUCCCGAUGGACGUGUCGACCAAUCUGGACAGUGUCUCGGAGGUCCUGAUAAGCUUCACCGACCCAGGCACGGACCCGUUGGCCAGCAGUGAAGCCGCCGAUCUGCCGAACCGGAUGUACCGCAACGAGCAGGCCAAAUUCGCCGCCAUGGCUGCCGCCAUCAGCGAUGUGGUUCUGCUGGACGACGAAACCUCGCCAACCGACAGUCUCGUCAGCAGCUGCUGCACUGACAAUUCGGACGAUGCCAAAAAGCCACGAGCCACCAAAAAGGGUGCGGAAAAUGCAAAGGACAAGGAGAAGGACAUUGACGAAAUUUCGCCGGAACUGGAGGAGCUCACCAGUCCCGUUUCGCCGGGCACUCCGACACACGCGUCCAACUCGCUAUCGCUCUCCGAUGGUGGCCGUGACUUUCUGAUCGACGACGAGAUCGCCGACCAACCGGGGCUAGUUUUCGACGAAGGUAGCACCCUCGAUCUGGGAUCGCUCAACCUGAACCUAGCGUCCCAGCCGCCCGAUACGCCCAUGUCGAAGCACUCCAACAAGCGGCCGGCCACUGGGACGGCCGAUCACUCGGUGACACCCAAGGCAACCCCUCCGGUUCCGAAGCCGCGCAAAGUGCUUGCGGAAACAUACGAAUCACCGGCCCUGUCGCGUAAAUCCAUGCGCAGCAACCGACUGGCGAGAGCCGAAUCGUUGGAUACCCUGUCGCCGUGUGAUUCGAUCGCCUCCGACGACUUUAUGCUGGACUUUGACUGCAACAGUAGCAUGGAUUCGAUCGAUAGGGUUGCGCGCUCCAGUGUGAGCGGUAGCGCCACCGGUCUACACUCGCUGGACGGGCUGCAGCUGUGGUCGGAGCUGGAGAACAAGGGUGGCCACAUUAUUCGCGAGUGGAGCACCCUGCUUCGCAGCAGCAACCCCAACAGUCUGACCAACAGCAUGAACAACCAGAGCCGGGAAAGCAUAACAUCGCAACUUCCGGCCCGGGCACGGCUGCUGACGAGGCGCCUCCAGAAUAAUGCGACCCCCACGAACGGCUCCGAGAGUCCGCGCUCGAUGGACAGCUUGCCGCGGCGGACGACGUUCUCGGGUGCGUACAAAACGGCCACCCUGAGCCAGUUCCACAACCUGGCCAACAACAACAACGGCCUGACGGACUCCGCUUCGACGGCCACCAACUCCGCGGAAGAUCUCACCCUGCUCGACAAGUCGCUGCGCAACUCCAUGCUCCAGGACGUGGUGCACUUCAAGAAGCAGCUGGUGCGACUACGUCGGAUACUGCAAGAGGAUGAAGAAAAUUUGAUGAUGACCGACACUCUCAACCCAUUUGAAAAUAACAAUGGGCAAUUCUUCACGACGGCAGCAGCGGCCGCCGUAGCGGCAAGCAACAACAGCAGCCUCAGCUCGGCCGGCGGCCAGGAGGACAGCAACAGGCAGCAGCUCCAGGAGAACGUGCUGGUCCGCGAGUCCAGCGUGGCCGCCCUGGCCCUGCUCGAGGACCAACGGCAGGAACUGGCGGAUCUCAGAAGACAGGUGGUUUACCUUCAGGGUGAGCUGACGACGAAAGAUCGCACCAUUCGGCAGCAGCAGAACGUGAUCGAGAAGCUGGAGGCCGAUCGGGAAAAACAGCAGCACGAUGGCUCGGUUACGGGUGGCGGUGGCUCACCGGUGGCGUCAGACGUCACCGGCUGCGUGGCCGAUACUUCCGGCGGUGACCUAAACCACGCCGAGACCAUCAGCACCGCAACGCAGACUGAAAGAUUGAGGCCCGUUUCCUUUGGCGGACAGGAAGGAUUAGGAAGUCGCAAUGAACAACAUCUAGUGACGCCCAAGAACGGACUUCGAACCCCGGUGGGCGCUUCCAACAAUAGCCCCAGUACUCCCCCGCAGCCACACCCGGUCAACGGUGCUCCAACCACAUCGCAACAACAUCCGACACCCCGUUCCGCACCCAACAAAACCCAGAUCUCGUCCGUCUAUACGCAGCUAUCGUCCACCGUCAGGCACAGCAUCGCCGGGGGCAGUGCGCCAACGACCCCAACAACGGCCGGUGGCCAACCCACAGCACUACGCAGGACAUCGCUGGGCUCGAGCCACAACCUAAGCUCGGCAGCGCUGGGCAGCCCCGCCACCGGAAGCAAAUCCGUUCGAACCACGCACAUUGGCACGCUGGCCGUGACGGGUCGGCAGCACACCACCGGCGACCGGAUACCGGUUUCGAGGCUCCAGAAGCUGUUGCCCUCUCCGAAUCGAACACCGGGCACCGUGACACCGGCAACACCACCCACCAUCACCCACAAAAAGACACCGAGCAUCAUCAAACCUCCGUCCUCGUUCGGUACCGCUCUCCUAUCGCCGGCCAGCGACGGUCAAGUGGUCGGGAAGGCAAAAUCGGCUCCCGUAACACCCGUCAUUUCCAGUGGCAAACUUCUGACGGCUCCGGCUACCGGCGGAAGCGGAGGCAGCAGUGUCCUUUCGUCAAGUGACGCCGGCUUCUCGUCCGGUUCCGGUGAGAACGAAAGCAGCGGCAAGGAUACUUCGGACGAGGGUGAAUCACCGCCGGUCGUCCACGGGAAGCUACUGAGUGGUCUGAAACUACUUCCGGGCGCUGCCGGUGGAAGCCCAACGGCGGUAGGCUGCGGCGAUGGCGCUUCCAGCCCAAUCGGUGGACCGACAAACAAAGUUAAUGGCAUCGUUGGCCACUAGCAAAUGGGGAGGGCUUAGUUCCGUGUCUCCAUUCCCAGGUAUUAGCGCCGUUCGCCUGUUUCUUAGAGGGACACGAUGGCAAUGGGGUGUUUAGGUUGAUAGUAGCGAUUAGGUAUGUCCUCCCCGUGGUUUGGUGACACUUAUUUUAGAGGCUCUAGAUGGAAUGAAACGAAGAUGUCACCGGGCACGGGAAAGUUAUUUUAUGUAUUGUUGCAAUAGUUUCUAGACUCCCGGUGCGAUGAGAAGUGAGUACGUAAAAGAUAUCCUCUCAGCCCUCGCUUAAAGGCGCUACAAAAGUGUUUAUCACUUUCGGUUUUCCUGGAGCGCAAAAAAAAACGUUCGUUUGUUCAAAGUAUUCUCUUCGCAAACGCCAAACCAUUGUUUCUUCGUUUUAAAUCCCAUUUUUCAGUUCGUUUUAUACGCGUCCGUUCAUAAGUUGUGCAAUCGAAUCCGCUCCGUUCCCCUUGCAAGCAACCAAACAGUAACUGUUGAUAUACACAUUGAAAAAUGAUUGAAAAAAUGAGGUUCGAAAAACAUACAACAGAAAACGAAACGACAUGAUCUAUGGAAAGGAAAAUAUAUAAAAUGCAUAAAAUACAACCAAAUGUGAUCGAACUGUGUAACCCAAUAUUUGUACAAUUAUUAAAGGAACUGCAAACUUGUAAAUCAUACACUAGAUCGGCAAUACUCGCUUACUGCUGCUAACGACCCCGCCACACAUAGCACAAACUGGAACGGUCAGCACGUACGGGAACAGGGGACGCUAAUACUUGCAUUUAUGAUGUACAUUUUACCUCUUUUCUCCCAAAUCUUAUGGAGGGACAGUUGGUAGCAAGAAAGGAUGAGUUUGGUGCUUAUAGUGUUGUAUCGUUUCGCAAAAAAACUAGAUCGCAGUCAGAUCAGGGGUGAACAGGACAUGAUCGGCACGGUUGAAACUGAAAUGAAACUUUUCUUGCCCUUCUCUGCCAUCAGUAUUGAAACGCCCUUUUACGCUGCUUCUGUAGAUUCUACAGUUUGUUCCUUACUGUUCCUUACAGUUUUCCAUUGGGUGGAAUCGGGCAAAAUUGACGAAUUUAAUUGGACAACUCCAAAAGAAAGUAGAAAAUUACAUAGAAAAGUAGCCACAAACCUUGCUCGACGUCCCUUCGUUGGUUUGUACAAUUGGCGAUAUCUCCAGUCGGUUUUAAUCUAUGGUAACCAAAUUGUAUUUUUAUUGCAAGCAGUUGAUAGAAACGUUACAACCGCUGCUGACUCCUCGUUUGGAUUACCAUUGAAAAGUCAAGAGAUUAUUUAAAUGAAAUCUGAAUCAAUUUAAAACGUUAUGAAAUUUUCGAAAUAUUCAUUGAAUCGUAUUUAACAGGAUGGCUAAGAAAUAGACAAAUGUAUAGAGGAUGAGGUAUCGGCAACACGGGGCAAUAGCUACGUUUUUGGUAAAAGAAUUAAACCAUCUAUAAACCAAACUGCAUAAAUUCGCUACAGCCGAUCGUAUGAUCUUGACAUUUUUGGACUAAAUAACUUUAUCGUAAUAUGCAAUACACACACAUUUACCAUACAAAUCGGUGCAAAUCUAACAGGACACGGCAAGUUAAUCAUACCUGGCUUCCAUGUGGGAAAUCUGAACUGAACGGGAAACAAUCGCGAAGGAUCGUUGCGUGGUGUUUUGUGAAGCUAUUA